Messenger RNA from Abrus precatorius (Indian licorice), 794 nucleotides. Its product is annotated as phospholipase A2-alpha-like. Gene Ontology annotation, biological process: phospholipid metabolic process; lipid catabolic process; arachidonate secretion. Bases 188 to 661 code for a protein of 157 amino acids. The record is from RefSeq and is a predicted model, not a curated record. The transcript is spliced from 4 exons. Lineage: Eukaryota; Viridiplantae; Streptophyta; Magnoliopsida; Fabales; Fabaceae. Gene Ontology annotation, molecular function: A2-type glycerophospholipase activity; calcium ion binding.
GUCACGAGACACUACAAAACAAACCACCAACCCUCCACCAUUUUUUUCUGAGUUUUUCUGAAAUCUAACACUGACACCUCUCACUAGUUGUCUCUGUUCAUCCUAUAAAUCAGAACCUUUAAGCAAAACCAAGCUUCACAAACUUUAAUAAAUCUCAUAUCUUUUUUUGUUCUUGUGUUGCCAAAAAAUGGUUUCAACCCAGUCACUCAAGUGUGCUCUUUUCUUUUGUUAUUUUACCUUUGCCUUCAACUUGUUCACCAUUCCUGUCUCUGCCCUCAACAUAGGAGCUGAAACCACCGGAGUGGCUGUCUCUGUGAGCAAAGAGUGUAGCAGACAGUGUGAGUCAAGUUUCUGCUCAGUGCCUCCGUUACUGAGAUAUGGCAAGUACUGUGGACUUCUGUAUAGUGGAUGUCCUGGUGAAAAGCCUUGUGAUGGUCUUGAUGCUUGUUGUAUGAAGCAUGAUCAAUGUGUGCAAGCCAAAAACAAUGACUACCUAAGCCAAGAGUGCAGCCAAACAUUCCUAAACUGUAUGACUAAAUUUAGGAACUCAGGGGCAACUACAUUCAAGGGAAACACGUGCGAUGUGGGUGAUGUCGUUGAAGUUAUACAUGCUGUGAUGGAAGCUGCUUUAUUAGCUGGAAGAGUUCUCCACAAGCCUUAGAGAGUAAUGUUGUCUGUCUGUGAAGGUAAGUCUCAAGAAAGGAGAUAUUUUCUGAUUCUUCCUAUUGUUUUUAGUGAUUCUCUUACCAAAUUAGUCAAACUCCAAUGCGUUAUUUAUUCAUAAGCAAUGCUAA